Messenger RNA from Prorocentrum cordatum, 4768 nucleotides. Lineage: Eukaryota; Dinophyceae; Prorocentrales; Prorocentraceae. The record is from the annotation of a GenBank genome assembly.
AAGGUCGCCAUGGGGCACAGAAAGGCCCCCCAGGAGGAAAAGGCGCCCACGGAUCGGGCUUCUACCAGCAUGCAGACCAGGCGAGCAAAGCAGCGCAGAAGGGAUGGUCUCAGGACCGAGCGGGCGGAGGAGCAGCUGGCGCCGGCGGGCAAGGGAGUGCCGACGCACCGGGCUAUGGCAAAGGCUGGGCUGCGGGGUGGCCAGGAGGCCCGAGGACCAGCCGUCCUCCUCAUGAGCAGCAUGGUGGCCAAGGGAGGGCAGGGGGCGCGGCAAAGGAAGGAGACAGCCGUGGACGGGGCCGGAGCGUCGGAAGCAGGAAGCCAGAAGAGCGGCACAGUAGGCGGUUCGGUGCACGGAGGUCCCGCAGUGCCCGCGAGAGGUCCAAGGAGAAGCGCAAGGGAAGCCGCGAGACAGGUAAGCGCGGCUACAGCGAGGAUAAGCGAAAGAAGAGGUCCAGGAGCAGAACCCCUCGGAGAGAAGAUCGUGACAGAGUCCGGCUGCCAGUAAGAAGCUCAGGGAAAAACAAGGACCAGGACAAGGAGGAGGAGUGGGGGACGGAGAGAAUGAGGGAGAAGGACAAGGAUAAGCACAAAGAGAAAGAUCAGCCCAGCCACAGAGACCAGGAGACCGAGAAGGAAAAGGACAGAAAGAAAGAGAAGGACAAGGGGAAGGAGAAGGACGAUAAGAUCAGAGACGCUGAGAAAGAGAAGGGCAAGGAGAAGGAGAGGCGGGUGGGGAGCCGCUCCAAAUCGGCGAGGCGCAAAGACACGGUCGCCCCCCGGAGGGGGGGCCCCAGCAAGAUCCCCAACACGCCAGGGACCCCCUGGGCAAGCGAAGACCGACCACGGAAGGGGAAGGGUAACGAGGGCUUCAUAUCUGAUGAAGAAUUUUACGAUGUUGGGGAACACUACGGCAUGAGGCUCCCCCGGAAGAUCGCGAAGUCCAAGUGGAGCGAUGAGAGGGGCACGGCCUUCAAAGACCCAUUUGACGUGAGACUCAUCGAUUACCUCUUCCGGGGAAAGGCUGAUUUUGGCACCGGGCUUGUAGCGAACGGGAAGUUCGUGAUCUUCGAGGCGUGCCGGUCUUUGAACGAGCACAAUCUUGUAUCGUCGAUCCUUUUCGCCAUUCGGGACCGGAAGGCUCCGGCGCAGUUGAACCUUGACGCUCUGUGCGCCCAAGUAGGCAAAGACAAGCAGCUGGAUCCCGAUGACAAAGAAAACAAGCGGGAGAUCUUCAAAGACGUAGCCCAAAAAGUGGUCAAGGUGUUGUGGGAGAUCCAGGGCUUGGGGCCAGGAGGGGGAGGGGCGUCCAGAAGCGAGUUGGAUGAGACGAAAGAGAAGAUGAGGAAGUUGGAGGAGGAAAACUCCGCCUUAAAGAAGAAGGGCAAGGCAACGAAGGCGAAGGCGGGGGACGACGACGACGAUGAGGAGGGAGAGGAGGAAGCGGAGGAAGAGAUUGACCUCGAUGCGCAGCUCUCGCCCUACACCCGGGCAACGAAAGAGAAAGUCCUCCGGAAGCUGAGCGUGGCGUCCUUCAAGAAAGGACAUAUCGAUUCCAAAAUUCAGGGUCCGGAUUUGGACGAGGGGAAGAAAAAGAAAGCGGACAAGCUCGGGAAGGAUCUGCAGGAGAUGGUCAAAAAUUGGGCCAAGAGCUCGAUUGAGCAGAAGACCUUGGAUGAAAGAGUGGAGGAACUGAUCGUCGAGUGGGGCGUGCCGGUAGGAGUAGCAAGCGGGGCUUCUAGCAGGAAGGAUUACGAGCACAUGCUGAGGCUGCUCGCCGCCGCGGUGACCUCCGCGGAGCGACGGGAGGCGGCCGCCGAGAAAGACACCUCGGGGGCCGUGAGAAGAGCCAGUAGGCACAAUAAGACCGCCCAUUUUCACCGGAGUUCGUGUCAGUUUUGCGCUCUUCUGCACCAGGGGAUCCGGCAAUCGCCCGGGAAACCUGGCGCGGGGAGCGUGGCGCGGGCGAUUUUGUGGGCGUGGGGGCGGCCCGUCUCUCUCAGGCUUGUUUGCCAGGAGCCGGGCCACCUGGCAACGAAACUGGGCAGUUAGACGCAACAGACUCGGCGUUUCUUUCUCCACUUACACGUUUAAGUAUUUUAAUUGCGAGUGCGGGGUCUAUUUGAAGUUGCCCCCGAAACAUCGCAUGGCAUACGUCGGGAUGUUCACGCAAGGGAUGGCUCACCGAGAGGCUUCCCGCUGUCGGAAAUUUCGGCAGACUGGACUCGUCCAUGUGGAGCCCGCGAUUAGGUGGUGGAAGCGCUCCGGGGCAUUUUUCCAAUUUGCACCGGUAGUCGUGCAGGCCUGCCAGAACAGGCUAGAUGCUGCGGUAUCCGAGAUGCUAUUGCAGCAGGAAUCCCAACCCGAGCUCAACGCACCUCACGUGCAUAAGUUUUUAGGCCGGGUUUUCCCGAGCAAGUUUAGGUCUUCGGUGGUCCGCCCGCCGGGGAGGAGACUUUGGGCGCGCGCGCGCCGGCUGCUGCGCCCUGGGUCCGCCCACUUUCGCCCCCCGGGCACGGCGUUGGGCUCUUCCCACGCUGAGGUAUUUAAAACCAUUUACAUUCUAGGGGAGGCCAGCCGGGCAAGUUUUGACGUGGCUAGACGGUUGCGGUCACACAGCACAUCCGAAGUAGAACUGUACAUGAUUUUUAGGGCGACCAACUUUGUAGAUGAGCCCCGGCGGGGAGUUGCCCGGAAGGCCAUCGCAGACGCCAUGGAGUACCGUGGACUCGCCAUUCCCCGCAUUUCGAAGCCUCUGAAGAUCGGCGCACUGGCGCACCCUGCUUCCGGCUCGAGAGCCCGGAGUUGUGCCAAGGGUCUGCUGGCGGAGCACCCCGAAGCCGGCAUGCCGCUCCACCUGCCGCGCGUAGGCGUUUCGGAGGCGAGGUGGCCAAGCAUCCAAGAGCGGGUCUGGAACUACAAGCCCCUCACCAAAAAGUUGACUAGGAAAGGAGCGUCGGCUGUAGCCUGUGUGUGCGAUCGUUUCCGAGGCGUUUUGCCAGAGGCGGCAUGGUCCGCCACCGGGCACGUUGCGGUCCGGGGCUAUCUCCUCACUGGCUUGUCCAAGAAGGCCCGCGAAGUUGCUAGUGCGAAUUCCAAAGAAACGAUUUUCCCUGGAAGGCGCAGCUUUGUAGAGCACGCCACUGAGGCAGUUUUGAGUUUUCGGGAGGAAAAUGUCAUCAGUUCGGCUCCGUGGGGCGGCGUGGAAGGCUUGUCGGAACGGGCGUCUUGGUGGGCGAACCAGGAAUGGGAUUUACAUAACAGCACCAUCGCGAUUCUCCACCACAUCACAGAGAACGGGGUUAGGGAGUUGAAGCGUACCUACGGCGACCUUGUCUGGCACUGCGAAGACCAUCAAUGCACGAGACUGGUGGGGCAUUGCCCUAAGCUGUAUGCGUCGCUGUUCAUCGACACGUUUUCCAACGCCCCCGACGCGUUCAGAGUUGAAAGGGUGUCCCCCGGGGGCGCCGCCCGCCAGGUGGGCGCCGUGCUCCCCCGAGGUGUCAGGUCGGCGGUUCCGUGGGCGUUCCGGGGGAGGACCUUCGACAAGCUAGCGUCGUGCCGGUGCAUGCCCAAAAGUAAGAAAGGCUUCACCACUGCCCGGUGCAUCAUCGAUUUCACAGGUCAUCCGUUGAAGCGCUUGCACCAAGCGAUCGGGAGGAUAUUGAAGGAUGUCGGCAUUGAGGUGGUGGGUGAGAGGUCCUUCAACGCGGCGACCACGGUCGACGCCAUCGGCCGGCUGAGAAGGUACAAUUCCGCAUUGCAGAGUUGGGCGGGCCGCAGCCCGACUGCGCGUGACGAGCGGCCGGUGAGGAUGUGGAAAGAAGACUUGAAGGGUUUCUUCCCGUCCGUCCCCCAAGAAAGAUUGCUUGAAGAUGUGGAGUUGCUGCUUCGCCUUUUUCUGGAUAGCCGCCCCGGUCUGCUUCCAGAGUCGGCCGUCUUCACCGCGUUCCCGAGGGAGCCAAAGAGAGCAGUUGUGUGCGGGAAGGUCCGCGAGGCAUCGGGCGUGCACGUCCCGCUGAGAGUGAUCGUCCCCGUCCUCCAGCACGCCGCGCAGGCUUCGGUCUUCGAGUGCGCCGGGGCCGUAGUGCGUCAAAUUCGCGGGGCGUUCAUUGGAUCACCAUUGCCCCCGCCCUGGUGCACGGUCUCGGUCAUGAUGCGGGAGCGCUCUUGGAUGGAUUCUGCCGCUGCGUCGAUCGCCCUCGCUGCGUGGACUUGGACGGGCGCGAGGUAUGUUGACAACAGGGUGGUCCUGGGCCUCCAGAGGAAAAUCGGCGGCGCCACCCUGGUGCCAUCGUCGCUUCUUGACCCGGGCUUCUACGUAGACCCCGUCGUGUUGGAGCCAGAGCCUGACAAUUCUUUUGUCGGUGUGAAAGUUCUCGCAGACGGCCUGAGGGUUGAGGCGCAAUGCACGGUAGAUGGCUUUCCCGACAUCGUCGUCGAGGCCGGCUCGCUGCGGUUCCCGACGCACCACAAAUGGCGUUAUAGGAGCGGGGCGUCUGGGGGGAGCGCAGCAGUGAAGGUCGCCGGACUUCUUGGGGGGAUGCACCAAGCCAUUCGUUUAAGCUACCCGAUUCGCCGCGCCAGGCGGGCCGUAGUGCAGUUGGCCGUCGUCUAUCUCGCAUUAGGACACGAUCACAUAGACGUGGUUGGAGCCGUGCAAACAGUCGGGAAACGGCACCCUCAUGUGGUAGGCACCCUCGCUCGGGAACUGGCCGCGGCGGCCGCGGACAGUGCGGCCCUUUUGCGACUGGAGGCGAAACGGUGAG